UCGCUCAUUUGCUGCAAUUGUGACAGAACUGAGAAAUCUCAGGAAAAAAGAGAGAGUUUGAAUGUUUUGAAUUGUUCAAAUAUUGUAGCGAAAUUUAGGAAUCUUAGCAAUUCUUUCUCUGGCAGUUAACAAAAAGGAUCUUUUACAGUUUGUUACUUGUCGAUUCAACAACUGUCAUACAAAUUUGAAAAUUUUCUCGUGAGUACGAAGGAAGAAACGUUGAAUAUGUCGGAUGAACUAGAGACGAGAAUACAGAAGAUAAAUGCACGAUUCGUAGCGUAUUUAGAAAAGCAUCGCAUAUACGAACUGUUUCACAAUCUCGCAACUCAGUUGAUAAUCCACGAACCAGACGACCAUCUUGUAUUUAUGAAACAGUAUAUGGAAACUGCUGCACAGAGACUCGAUGCGACCAAGAUAAUUUUAAUUGCUCCUCCGACAUUUGAUAAGAUAACCGUUGCUGAGAUUUUUCACGGAGAGUUAGGCAUCCAUCCGUUCACCUUGAAAGAGCUUCGGAGAAUGUGCGAGAAGGACAACGAUACUUGCCACUGCGUGGAAUCAGAGGACCUUGCGUUUGCUAUGAGAAAGAUGUUAGAGACCGGGGCCUUUAUGCGCGGAUGGGUUCUCGUUGAUUUACCGAGAACAAAGAAGGAGGCACGAAUCUUCCAACGAGCUGGUAUAAUCCCGACGCAUGUGAUACAACUGAUAGUCUCAAACGAAACUGGUAAAAGUAUAUACAAUUGGGAUAAUGUUUGUAUGAACGACACGUGCUACCAAUCUUGUAAACCGUUCAAUUUCAUGGCCAAAUCGGACCAACGUCUCUACGAGAAGCGAUUGCAAGGUCUUAGGGAGGCGUAUGCGAAUGUUUUGAUAGAAGUCGAUGUCGGGAUUAGAAACAUUGAUGAGCUUGCAAAGGAUUGCGUGAAACUAGCGAAAACGAAGAAGCAUAGCGGAGCUCCAGCCCUCUUUCGUAUCGCGUUAAUUGGCUCCAGGGGAUCCGGGUGCACGACAUUGGCUAAAUAUUUGGCUGAGCGGUUCAAUCUUGUUCAUGUCGAUUACGAUUACGUGGCGAAGCAAUGUAGUCUGCAAAAGAAUCCUCUGGGUGAGAUGCUACGAAUGUUCGAGCACCAGUGGGGAGCAAGAUCCAAACCCGAGAUCAAAAUGCAAAUUGUCGAGAAAUACAUAUCUGGUUACGAGUGUCUAAAGAAGGGUUGGGUCUUGACCGGAUACCCUAAGACGGUGGAGGAUUUCAAGCUACUGGACCUUAGUCCCACUCCUCCUAACAGAGUGAUUUUCAUGGAGGUCAGUGGCGAUGUCUGUAGAGAAAGAUUACUCAAUCGCCGCUACAAUAUGGAGACAGGUAGCAAGCAUGAUUCGUUUACGAAGAGCAACAACGACACCCGCGACAUAAAAUUAGCUGUACAUCCGAAAGAUUACCGUCUAAUCGUUGAACGAGAUUUACAGGAGUACGAUGAGAAUGUGGCUGACAUGAUGCGGUACGCUGACAAUUGGGAUAAUGUUUGUAUGAACGACACGUGCUACCAAUCUUGUAAACCGUUCAAUUUCAUGGCCAAAUCGGACCAACGUCUCUACGAGAAGCGAUUGCAAGGUCUUAGGGAGGCGUAUGCGAAUGUUUUGAUAGAAGUCGAUGUCGGGAUUAGAAACAUUGAUGAGCUUGCAAAGGAUUGCGUGAAACUAGCGAAAACGAAGAAGCAUAGCGGAGCUCCAGCCCUCUUUCGUAUCGCGUUAAUUGGCUCCAGGGGAUCCGGGUGCACGACAUUGGCUAAAUAUUUGGCUGAGCGGUUCAAUCUUGUUCAUGUCGAUUACGAUUACGUGGCGAAGCAAUGUAGUCUGCAAAAGAAUCCUCUGGGUGAGAUGCUACGAAUGUUCGAGCACCAGUGGGGAGCAAGAUCCAAACCCGAGAUCAAAAUGCAAAUUGUCGAGAAAUACAUAUCUGGUUACGAGUGUCUAAAGAAGGGUUGGGUCUUGACCGGAUACCCUAAGACGGUGGAGGAUUUCAAGCUACUGGACCUUAGUCCCACUCCUCCUAACAGGUCAGUGGCGAUGUCUGUAGAGAAAGAUUACUCAAUCGCCGCUACAAUAUGGAGACAGUUACAGGAGUACGAUGAGAAUGUGGCUGACAUGAUGCGGUACGCUGGUGAAUCCGCGGUAAAAAUCGAUGGAAACGAGGAUGAGAAGAUCGUUCGGGAAAAAGUGGAAGCAUGUCUAAUGCAUCCGGCUCCAGAUCAGAAGCUGAGAGUGCCAAGACCUCCACCCGAGAUCGACCCAAUGGACAUUGAAUUUGAUCCCGAUGAUGAACCUGAUUCCAGCGUAUUCGACCCUAUACGCGCGCGCGAGCCCACCUACGUUUUUCUUUAAAACAGAAUAUUUGUUAUCGAGUAUCCGACCGUUUAAAAUUGCUACUUGCACAGUCAAUCGUGCGGAAAUUACAAAUUCUCACAGCGAUUUUUCUUGUCCGCUGGUAAACGCCGACCAAACUACCAGGGUACCUAGAACUCACCCUUCGUUAAGGGUGGAAGUUGCGCUCCUGCGAGUCCUGUUAUCCUGGUGGUUUAGGCAUCCGUCUCCGCAACAUUAUAGAUUUUGACGUCGAUGAUUCUCCUUGUGCUAGUAUCAACAACCUGAUACACAAGCACCUGUAAUAGGUUGCAAAUCAAAUUUGUAGCCAACAUUGUCUGAUAAAUUACAUGUCCAUUUUUUAUU
Messenger RNA from Megalopta genalis, 2721 nucleotides. Lineage: Eukaryota; Metazoa; Arthropoda; Insecta; Hymenoptera; Halictidae. The record is from RefSeq and is a predicted model, not a curated record.